UUUUAUUGCUACAAAUGUUUUCGUUUUUACAUUUUUUUUUUUUUAUACGUAUUACUAUUUUACAUGUACAGGUAAUACUCUCAUUCAGAUUAAAAUAAUAGCACAAUGUUAAAUCUUUAGGAGAAUAUAAGUUUAAAAUUGUUAAGCACACACGUAACCUUUAGCGUUUGACACUGGUACCAUGGAGACGUGUUACCAAGGGCGCUGUUUACAUUAGCAACCAUCACAAAUGAGGCCUGGGUGAACAAGCAGCUGCUUCGCUCCCCUUCACUACAAAUCACGUUUUAAAUUUAAUAACAUAUUUUACGACUUUACGACUUUUAACGUGUUACCUGAAGUGUACAAUGGAUUUUAGAAGCCUACAUUUCUCCUUGGACCUCGUUGCAGGCAGUGGUUUGGUUCUGAGUCCAGAACAGAAAGCAACCUUGCAGACUUCGUUGGUGAUUCUGAAGAGGAAUUAUAAAUUUACCCGUGUAGUUUUCUGGGGGAAAAUAUUGGGGAUAAAAGCUGACUAUUAUAUAGCACAGGGAAUAGGACAUGACGAGAUGAGCGACAAAAAGACAUUGUACAGCUUGAACUGCAUGGAAUGGAACCUGCUCCCUCCUGCAACAAAGACCAUGAUAGAUGAGACAUCUGUAAUCAAAGGCCUUUUCCUGGGAGAUCCUUCACAUGACUAUGAACAUAUUGAGAUGAGUAAGGAUGAGGAAGGACAUGAGGCUCAGGAAGAGGAAAUUACUGUAAAAAUUAAAGAAGAACAGCGGCUUGCAGCUGCCAUAUCACUGAUAGACAAAGAGGCGGCAGUAGUUCCAAGAGGAGCAUAUAUCAAGACUCCACACGGUCAUGUCCACACCAACAGAAGUUUUGAAGGUCUGUCUGUAUCAGAUGCAGGGAAGCUGAGCUCAUAUUUCCACUUUGCUGAACCUGUUCACCUUAAGCAGAAAUCCCUUUUGGAAAAAGCUGACUUGGAUCCAUCAAUGGACUUCAUGGAUUCACUGGAGAAUGAUAUACCAAAAGGAUCCUGGAGUCUGCAGUUUGAGAAAGGCAGCAGUGUGCUCGUGCUCAGGAGUUUACUCUGGGGGGGUCUCACAUUUUUUCACAUCCCAAUGACCCCCCAGCAUGGCUACAUUUACAUGGGAACAGGGCUGAAGAACAUAGACCUUCCUUUCAUGUUGUAGCCGCACAAUGCAGUAUGGUUAUUGAUAUCAGCACUGUUUACCCAUUUAUUUAUAUACUAUCAAAUAAAAAAAAAUGGCACAUUGACUCUGUAUGAAUAAACAUAUCUAAUAAUGUAAUAAUUAUGUUCCUAUUUUUGUAAACUUGCUUAGUUUUAUGUUGUAGUAAAAAUUUUCUUUUUGUUGUACUUUUCUUUUGUUACAAACCUACGAGUGUGGUAAUAUUCAAGUUUUAAGUAUUUUUGUACCUAAGUUAAUACAUUUGAAAAUAUCACACAUAUAGUACUUAAAUUAGCCUUUUGUUAGGUCACUUCUGAACUCCUUUAAGCCCUUAACUGCUAUAAGACUAAGACUUACCUGGCAUGUCCUCAAAAACGUGUUUUUUCUUUUUUCUUUUAUUUUUUUUAAAUGAACACUGGAUUUCUGCUGUUUCACUUGGGAUUGAUUGCUGAUUGAGAAGCUCUUACAGAUAAUAAGGGGUGGUGGAUCCAAUUUCAUUAAA
Polyodon spathula (Mississippi paddlefish) is the source of this 1674-nucleotide messenger RNA. RefSeq names its product radial spoke head component 9 (gene rsph9). The transcript is spliced from 5 exons. Bases 345 to 1175 code for a protein of 276 amino acids. Gene Ontology annotation, biological process: motile cilium assembly; cilium movement involved in cell motility; axoneme assembly. Lineage: Eukaryota; Metazoa; Chordata; Actinopteri; Acipenseriformes; Polyodontidae. The record is from RefSeq and is a predicted model, not a curated record. Gene Ontology annotation, cellular component: radial spoke; axoneme.